Linderina pennispora is the source of this 952-nucleotide messenger RNA. RefSeq lists its product as uncharacterized. Gene Ontology annotation, molecular function: structural constituent of ribosome. The record is from RefSeq and is a predicted model, not a curated record. The transcript has a single exon. Gene Ontology annotation, cellular component: ribosome; mitochondrial large ribosomal subunit. The coding region runs from base 116 to 547 and encodes 143 amino acids. Gene Ontology annotation, biological process: mitochondrial translation. NCBI's taxonomy places the organism in Eukaryota, Fungi, Kickxellomycota, Kickxellomycetes, Kickxellales, Kickxellaceae.
UGUCAGCGUGGACAUUUGUGCUUUUCCCCCUGUUCAAUUCGCAGGCCUCUUGCUUCUGCUUCCUCGUUAAUUUGCCCCCCCCCUCUCAUUCUACACAGACGAUUCAGUUUUUGCAAUGGCCCAGCGGUUUGGUAACGCCAAGGUUUAUUUCCCGAACCUCGUGUUUAAGAUCAUCCCGGACGCGCGCCUGGGCAAAAGCCAGGCGGCGUUCCGCGUGCCCCUGAACGUCAACAAGCUCGACAUCAAGGACUAUCUCUCGCAUAUGUACAAUGUCACAGUCACCGAUGUGCGCACAGCCGUGAUGCCCGGCAAGUGGACUGUCAACCGCUUCACCGGCCAGAAGGAGCGCACCGCGAGGACCAAAAAGGCCAUUGUCACAAUCAAGGAGGACUUUGAGUACCCGGAGGAGGCAGACAUUAACAGCGACUUUGGCGGGCUGGAGAUCGAGUACGAGGAGAAGCGGAGAGCGAACAAGCUCAAGGGCUGGAGAAUCCGUCCGUCCAUGGAGAUGAUGGCACUGAGGCGCAAGAUCUUGGAGCAGCGCUAAGGAGAACGCCGACGGCGAAGAGAAGAAGUAGACCAGCUCUUGAAUAAAUCCAUACACUCCGCUUUCUACUGUGACGCUGCCCAAAGCGAGCUGCUGCUCUGAAUGCCAAGCGGAUCAUGCACUCUUGCCAAGGAUCCGGGGCGCGCUGUCUCGCUGAACACAAUGGAGACCACAUCUUGGCCCAAUGAAAACAGAUAUAAUUAUGAAGAAAAACGCAACAGCAAGUAGAAAAGGCCAUAUCCACAUUAGAUAGGGUUGUGGAGAUAGUCGCUCUGAGGCGCAUGCGCCAUGCUCGGGUUGGCGAUCGAGCCGCUGUUGCCGUACUGCGACGAGUUCGGGUACUGGGCCGAGGUUGGGUAUUGAGCAGACCCCUGGUACUGCCCGCCGGCCGGGUACCCGCCAGCC